This is a messenger RNA of Haemonchus placei, 1452 nucleotides long. The record is from the annotation of a GenBank genome assembly. NCBI's taxonomy places the organism in Eukaryota, Metazoa, Nematoda, Chromadorea, Rhabditida, Trichostrongylidae.
AUGGCUAACAUACAAGAUUUGCCUAUUGAUAUCCAUAGCGGCAAGCUUCUAGAUUGGUUGAUAAGCCGAAGGCAUUGUCAAAAGGAUUGGCAAAAGAAUGUGCUGGUAAUUAGAGAAAAGAUCAAACAUGCAAUUUUGGACAUGCCGGAAUCAGAGGAAGUUGUUCAACUUCUGCAAGGCACUUAUAUAAACUAUUUCCACUGCCAACGAAUCAUCGAAAUUUUACGAGAGACUGAAAAGGAUUCGAAAAACUUCCUGGGAUUCUACUCGUCGCAACGAAUGAAGGAUUGGCAGGAAAUAGAAUCAUUGUAUAAGAAGAACAAUGUUUACCUCGCUGAAGCAGCUCAGAUUCUACAACGUCUUGUGCAAUAUGAGAUCCCUGCUCAGAAAAAGCAAAUAACCAAAGCGGAGCAAGUUCUUGCGGAUAGUGUCAGGAAAGAAAAAGAAUAUGGUAAGCAGGCGGAAGAUGGUCGAAAAUUAUACGCGAAGGAACUACAGCGCAUGGGAAUUCAGGGACAUGCUCUCCGUGCGGAGCUCCUGGCUCUUGCAUCUGAUCUUCCUUCGUUUUUCACAAAGAUAACAAACGACAUCAUUCAUCUCAAGGAGCCAUACGAGUACUAUGUUCAUUUUCGCAACUAUAUUCAUCAAGGUAAACAACUAUCUGGAAAGCCACUACCCUUGUUAUCUCUUUUAUUGGAAAAAGGCUCUUCACUGACAGCGUUUGAAUUCAAAUAUGGCAUUUGUCCAACAAGAAUUGAGCUGCCGUCUUAUGACCUCUUGCUCAAGGAAGAUGAGAAGAAAAGCGAUGAUGAGAUCGACUUCGGCGAUGAAGAAAUCGACUUCGGUGGUGUUGAAGACGUUGAUCUCACUGGAGAAGAUGCACACAUAGAUAUUGUUGCUGACACUAAGGGUGCCGUUGGAGAGUCUGUAGCGGUUGGUGAAGAUGCAUUAGGUGUAGUGGAAAACAUGGAAACGCAGAAGGUUGUAAAAACUGAACUGAACGAGCUAUUGGCGUUUCUUUCGAUGCGGAUGGAUGACGAAGAGCGAGAUACCUCAUCGGACAUGUUCAUCAGAGGAUUCGAAAAGAGGCCCAUUGAGAUUAGCAAGGUAUCUCCACCGCAUAUAGGAGAAUGGAUUUCGCAGAUUAAGUCGAUACUCAAUCAGUUAACUGAUCAGCAAAAGACCCAUUUGUUUCGCAUAAGGACUUCGCCACAGUAUGUCGAGAAGUUGGUCGAAGAAAUAGAAGCAAAGAAAGGAUUGGAGGGACGAUAUAAGAAGAUGCAAUCUCUCAUGGUUGAGAAACAAAAUGAAGCUCGCGAACAAACUGCAAAAGCUGGACAGUCUUUGCAAGCUCUUGUGACAUCUACUAAGCUUCUUCAGAAGCAAGUGGGUGAUGUUGCGAAGAUUGUUUUUCUUAUGUUUCAAGAUUUUUCAUAUCGGCGUUAUGCCUGA